Colletes gigas is the source of this 4283-nucleotide messenger RNA. It is a transcript of the gene rad50, whose product is annotated as DNA repair protein RAD50. Gene Ontology annotation, molecular function: ATP hydrolysis activity; G-quadruplex DNA binding; double-stranded telomeric DNA binding. The record is from RefSeq and is a predicted model, not a curated record. Bases 123 to 4283 code for a protein of 1386 amino acids. The transcript is spliced from 14 exons. Gene Ontology annotation, cellular component: condensed nuclear chromosome; Mre11 complex; nucleus. Gene Ontology annotation, biological process: chromosome organization involved in meiotic cell cycle; telomere maintenance via recombination; telomere maintenance via telomerase. NCBI's taxonomy places the organism in Eukaryota, Metazoa, Arthropoda, Insecta, Hymenoptera, Colletidae.
UUUAAAACAUCAUUUUCUAGAAAUAAAAAUACAUGAUACAUUUGCAUUUAUGUACACAUAAAUAGUACCUUAUCGUUGAAUUAUUUUGGAAUUAUUAGAACUGUGCUCAUAUAUUUUGAACAAUGUCACGAAUAAGAAGACUCUCCGUACGUGGCAUUCGUAAUUUCGGCGACGAUAACGAAGAGGCUAAAAUACGAUUUUCGCGACCUUUAACACUUAUACUUGGUCCAAAUGGCACAGGGAAGACGACAAUUAUCGAAGCUCUUAAAUUUGCUACUUGCGGCGAAUUUCCACCCAGCUCGGAUCGCGGGAAAUUUUUUAUCCACGAUCCGACCUUAUCAGCAACUUCUAUGAUGCGGGGAGUCGUAAAAGCUGAAAUAAUUGAUGCUCUUGGUAAUACUUAUACAAUAUGUAGAACAAUAGAAUCAUCGAAAGCAAAUUUAGCAGUAAAAUUUAAAACUCUUGAUAGUGCCUUGAGUAGAAUGGCAAAAGGUAGUACACAGCCAGUAUCAAUAACCAAUCGAUGUGCUAACGUCGAUACUGAGCUAACAAUAGCAAUGGGAGUAACAAGAUCAAUUUUGAACUAUGUAAUAUUUUGUCACCAAGAGGAUCUUAGUUGGCCAUUUCAAGAUGGUAAAAAGUUGAAAGAAAAAUUUGAUGAAAUUUUUGAUAGUGCUAGAUUCAAUAAAGCUCUUGAAAAUAUUACAAAGCUGAGCAAAGACUACCAACAGAAAAUACUUGUAUUGAAAGAGCAACAACAAAAUUGCCAAUUAAUUGUUUCCGAAGUUGUAGAUAAAGAAACAAAGCUUGAAGACCAUGAAAAACGAUUGAACAAUAUCAAAAUAAAAAUAGAUGAAAUUAAUCAGGAAUUGGUACCUAUAGAUAAAAAGAUUAAUAAAAUGCAAAAGCUAGAUUCCGAUUACAAAAAUUUGCAAGCUGAGGAGAAACAGAUAAAAACCGAAUAUGAUAUGUCCAAACAGCAAUUGAAUAGAUUGAAAGAAAAUAUACAAGAUGUGUUUGAGGGAACAAUGGAGGAAUUAAUGUCAGAGAUAAAAUCGUAUGAUGAAAAUUUAAUGGGGAAAACUGAUGAAAUAAAAGAGUUUGAGAUGAGAUUAAAAGAUAUUGCUAAAAAAGAAUCCGCGGUAGCGAGCGCAUUAGCUGAUGAAAGAGUGACCAGUGGUACCUUGAAGCAACAGAUCAAAGAUCAAGAAAAAAAAAUUGCCCACCGCAACAGAGUAUUAAAUGACGCAUUAUCUGCUUGGGGUCUUGAUAAAAUAAAUUCUAAUAUAUCUCAAAUGGAAUUUUUAGCUCUUUCUAAAAGGUUGCAGGAAAAAUUGCGGGAGUUAGAGAAUAGAGUAGAAGAAAACAAAAUAAAAAGAGAUGGAGAAGAGAAAGAAAUGCAAACGGAAAUAGAUAUUUUGCGCAAUGAAUACUCAAAAAUUGAGUCGGAAAAGAGUCUAAAAGAAAAUGAAGUAGUUGAAACAAGAGAUGAAAUUGAUAGAAUAAAAUCGGAAAUAGUACGUAUUGGUACUGCAGCAAGUACGGUAAACACUCUUGAAACAAAAAUGAAUGCUGUGAAACGUAAAAUUGAGGAAUUGAAUAAAAUAAUGGAUGUAGAUACUGUGAAGAAAGAGGUUCUUGAUAAAAUUAAGUCACGAGAUGAAACGGACGCGCUAUUAAAUGCAGUUGAUGAAGAAAUAGCGUCAUUAUUGAAACAAAGUUCAUUACAAGCUGAAUUGGAAAUACAUAAAUCUACAUUGCUGUCUAAAGAAACAGAAUUACAAAAAUUGAAAGCCAAACACGAGGAAACAAUAUUGAAGUUAUUGGAUAUUAAAGAACUAACACAAACUAAAUUGAAAGAUGAUUUAAGUAUGGCUCAGAAAGAAUUGAUAAAUCAGAUAGAAUCUAUCAUGCGGGAAAUUCAGACAGAAGAACGUCGUUGUACAACAUUAGAAACAACAAUAUCACAUAUUGAGCACGAACUUAAAAAGAAAAAGAAAGAGAUAGAGUCCGAUAAAAAAAGGAUUUCAUUAAUUUGUCAUUAUAAGGACUUUGAUGAAGCUUUAUUAUUACAAUCAAGAAAAGUAAAAGAUUUACAAGAUAAAAGGGGGAUAUAUGCUCAUCAAGGCGCUGCUUAUAAAGAGUACAUGAAACAGUUGAGAGAAAUAAAUCCCUGUUGUCCUUUGUGCCACAGAGGCUUCGAUGAACGCAAAACGAUAGAGAACUUAUUGAAAGAAAUGGAAACUGAAAUGGAAAGUCAUCCAAACCGUUUGAAAGACUGUGAAAUUGAAUUGAAGACACAACAAGAGAAAUAUGAUAAGAUGUUACAAUUAAAGCCGGUAGUUGAGAAAGUAAUACAAUUAGAAGAAAAUGAAUCAGACAAACUAAUGAAUAAUUUGGAAGAGUCUAGAAAUAGCCUGACAAAAUCACAAAUAUCUAUAACAAAGUUAAAAGAAAAAAUGAUUGAUCCUGAAAAUAGACUCGCGAUGUGCAAAGACAUUAUGGGUGAUAUUAUGUUAUGGGACAGAUGCGUCGAUGAAAUUUUCAAACAUAAACAAACAAUUGAUAAUUUUGAAUCUCGCAUGGUUUUUGCAGGAAUUAAAUCAAAACGAAGCCUCGAAGAAGCUCAAAGUCAAAGAGAAGAACUGAAAACAUCUUUAAAAAAAAUUCGUGACGAUAUUGAAUGUUUACAGUCCGCAAUAAAUACGCACAAUGAAAAAAUGCAUAACGCCCGGGAUGAACAAAAUACAUUGCACGAGGAACUGUUGAAAAUACGUUCACACAUACAACAAUUAAGACAAUUGCGAGAUCAGCAGGAAACAUUGUUUUCGAAAGAAAUCUCGCUUGGAAAAUUAGUAGACACUCUGAGGCAAAAAGUGACUGCAGCAAAGAAUGAAUUAAAUUUAGGGCUUGAAAGAUUAGAUAAAAAGAAACGAGAUCUUCGGAACAAACACGAUGCUGAUAGACAACUAUUAACAGACGGAACUAGUAAUUUAAUGGAAUUAGAUAAAGUACAAGAAGAAGUUGAAGUAUAUGCGCAUCAGAAAAUUCCCGAGGCUUUGGAACGUACUGAUCUAAAGAUACAGAAUUAUGAAAGUUCUAUCAAUAAAUUUCUCCGCGAGAAAAGUGAUACCGAAGCAACGAUAAAUAAACUAAAGGAAGAAAUUACUUGCCAUGAGUUCCGAAAAAGGGAAUUAUCCGAUAAUAUUAUAUUGCGCAAAACUCAUGACAAUAUCAAAAGUUUAAAACAGCAAUAUUCAGAUAUACAAGACAAAUUGUACGUUAUAAAUUACGCUGAAAUAUUAGACGAAUGGCAAAACUUGCAGAAUCGAGCAGAACUUCUAUUGCGUCAGAAAAACAUGGCCAAAGGUAAUCAAGAAGAAUUAGAAAGGGCUGUAGAACAGUAUACUCGAGAGCUGAAGAAGGAAACUUACAAACAAGCGCGUACGAAUUAUAAGAACAAGUGCAUCGAAUUAACAGUGGUGCAAGAAACCAUAAUAAAUUUAAAAGCGUAUAGUAGAGCACUAGAUAUUGCUAUGAUAGAGUAUCAUGAAGAACGUAUGGCAACAAUUAACAGAAUUAUAAAGAAACUGUGGAAGCUUGUGUAUACUGGUACAGACACGACAUCUAUAGAAAUUCGCACAGAUGCUACUGAAGGUGUAGGGUCUAGAAAGAGAACAUACAACUAUAAACUAAUUCAAACAAAACAUGGUCAUGACUUGGAUAUGAAAGGUCGCUGUAGUGCUGGACAAAAAGUUUUAGCGUCCAUAAUUAUAAGGCUCGCUUUAGCAGAAACAUUUUGUAAAGAUUGUGGAAUUCUCGCAUUGGAUGAGCCAACAACAAACUUGGAUCAACAAAACGCAGAUAGCUUAGCAAACGCAUUAGCCACGAUUGUUAAAAUACGAUCACAAUAUCAAAAGAAUUUUCAACUAAUUGUAAUUAGCCACGAUGAAAAGUUUUUAUUCAAGCUAGCCGAAUUAAAUAGCAAUAAAGGCUUCUAUGAACUCUAUCGAAAAUCAAAUGGAUACUCGGCUGUAAGAUACUGUGAAAUGAACGAUCGAGAUCGCAUUAAUACUAAUAUUGUAAAAGACGGAAUAUCAUCCGAGGAUGAGGUCGUUGAAUAUUCUACAGAAACAGAAGAUCCACCACAAUCGGAGCGAAGCUCACACGAAAAAUUACAUCUAAAGAAUAUAUAUCACAAGAAAAGAUCUAUUAACGAUCUUGAUAGCGAAGAGCAUACUGAAACUAUACCAUCAAAAAAAAGAUAUGUUUUAAACAUGUAA